AUGCAGCAGGCUUUGCUGGUCCAGCCUCCGCUACAGUCGCCCUUACGAUAUCCCAUAUUCUGGACUAUCUGCAACCUGGUGAACAAAAUCGUGGGUGCUGGAUUCCUGGCUCUUCCAUGGUGCUUGAAAGAGCUGAAAGACGGGACCUCCACUGACUACCCUGUCGUGGUUUUUGUCAUUUUGCUAGUGCUCGUUGGUCUUAUGCACGGUGUCUCGUUUUGGUUACAUGGCCGCGCAUGUGAGCAUGUUCGAGAUGUCGGCCUGCAGAGAGGAGAUGCCACGUACUUGGGGGCUCGGUCGUUGCUUGAUCACUGGAUGAUAGAGUGGAUAGAGGAGUCUGGGACAUACGUAGCCAUAGCAGCAGCACUCAUCCUGCUCGUCGUUUAUCGUUAUAACAACACACUCUUCCGUGCCGAGCUUGGGCUAUUUGGGGUAUUCUUCUGGAUUCUGGUGGCGCUUGUCUUCGUGCUCUGGUUCGCACUGCCAGACCCACACAACCCUGCGAAAUCAAAAGAACAUCCAGCAGAUUGCCUUGCAAUGGCUUACGGCUGGCGCUCGAGCUGGCGCUGGGGAUUGCUUGCAACCAUUUUCUUGUACCUGCCCUUGUCGCACCUCAUGCCUCUCGGCAUACUCUCCAUGCUGGCGGUGCUCGUGGGCAUCCUCUCCGUCCUCCUCGCCCUAGAACCGAACGACCCGAACAAGCAACAGCAGGAGAGCGCCACCAAUCUCAUAACAAGGCUUGCAGCACGUCCUACUGAUUCGGCUUCCGCGGAACAAAGCACCUUGCAAGUUUAUUUCAAGGUCUGGUCCAUCUUGCUCGUAUCCUUCACGGCGCACUACAACGCGCCGAAGUACUACAGUGAGCUGGGUCCCGGUAAUCAGCUCCGGAAUUUCCGACUUGCUGUAUGCCUGUCCUACAUUGUCGUAUCGUUGGCGUAUCUCUGGUGUGGCACAAUGGGUUACCAGAUGUACGGCUCAGACACUCAGCAGGACCUCCUCAACAAUCUUUCGGGAUCUUGGAAGGCGCCACUUACUCACGGGUUCUACCUGCUCAUUCUUUGGGCCGACUUUCCAAAGGUAAUCAUUGGCAUGCGCCAGCUUUGUGGAAGUCUUUGCCGCCGUUGUCUGAAUCGGCAACUUACCGAUCAGUUCGAGCUGCUACUGUUGAUCAUCGCCUCCUUAGGAUGGUUCCUGCCCCUCGCAGACAUACUGGCAGUCAAAGGAGCCUUAUUCGGGUCCUUGAUGGUUUAUGUCAUUCCUGCAUCUAUCCUUUUGAGAGGCGAUAUCACGCCGAAGCCCAUCACCUGGGAGGUCGGUAUAUCCUGCAUUAUGAUCGUUGCUGGGCUUCUCCUCUUUCUGACCCAGGUGAAGGAGAUUGCGUUUGAGCUUGAUCAGUGGGUCACGAGUGGUAGCCACAACAAGACGAGGGCUCUGCUCCAAUAG
This is a messenger RNA of Symbiodinium sp. CCMP2592, 1443 nucleotides long. NCBI's taxonomy places the organism in Eukaryota, Dinophyceae, Suessiales, Symbiodiniaceae. The record is from the annotation of a GenBank genome assembly.